Aspergillus costaricaensis CBS 115574 is the source of this 1014-nucleotide messenger RNA. RefSeq names its product aldo/keto reductase family protein. The record is from RefSeq and is a predicted model, not a curated record. Lineage: Eukaryota; Fungi; Ascomycota; Eurotiomycetes; Eurotiales; Aspergillaceae. The transcript is spliced from 6 exons. Bases 87 to 935 code for a protein of 282 amino acids. Gene Ontology annotation, molecular function: oxidoreductase activity.
CUUAUUGAGUAAUUGGCCGCUUCCUCUAACCUCUACAUACACCUUUCUCUCUCCAAGAAUAACAGAAACAGGGUAUACUGAGCAAAAUGUCCCUCUCACUACAAUCGACCAAGAAAAUGGUCUCGGGGUACGAGAUCCCUGUUCUCGGAUAUGGUGUCUAUAAAACUCCCCCCGACGUCACCGAAUCCGUAACCCUCAAAGCACUGGAACUCGGAUACCGUCACAUCGACAGCGCCCAACUCUACAACAACGAAGCCGAAUGCGCCCUCGCCAUCAGCCGCUCCAACAUCCCGCGCUCUCAAAUCUUCUACACAACCAAGAUCCCCACCACGCACAUGUCCUACGAGAAAGCCAAAGAAGCGAUCGAGUCUAGUCUAGCAGCUGCCAAGGGAUUGGGGUAUAUCGAUCUAAUGCUCCUCCACGCCCCCUACGGCGGGCGCAGCGGCCGACUCGGCGCAUGGCGCGCCCUCGUCGAAGCGCAAGCAGCAGGGAAGAUCCGCUCGCUGGGGGUAUCGAACUAUGGCAUCCGGCAUCUAGAGGAGCUGGAGGAGUAUAUUCGAGGCGGAGGGGGCGGGGAGAUUUCCGUCGGACAGUAUGAGAUUCAUCCGUGGUGUGCGCGGGAGGAUAUUGUGGGUUGGUUGAGGGCGAGGGGGGUGGUGGUUGAGGCGUAUGCGCCGCUUGUGCAGGCGAAGAGGAUGCAGGAACCGGUGUUGAGGAGGUUGGCGGGGAAGUAUGGGAAGAGUGAGGCGCAGGUUUUGGUGAGGUGGAGUUUGCAGAAGGGAUACGUGCCGCUGCCUAAAUCUGUGACCGAGUCGAGAAUCGUGGAGAACUCGCAGGUGUUUGAUUUCGAGUUGUCCGCGGAGGAUAUGGAGGAGUUGCAGACGACGGAGUAUGCGCCUGUUAGUUGGGAUCCGGCGAGGGAUUCGAAGUUGUAGAUGAACACUCUGGAGAAAGAAGAGUUAGUCGCUGAAUGGAAGUUAGUAUGAAUAGAGCGAGACGAUAGUGAAUAGGAAC